Molecule: messenger RNA, 7839 nt
Organism: Plectropomus leopardus (leopard coralgrouper)
Lineage: Eukaryota; Metazoa; Chordata; Actinopteri; Perciformes; Serranidae
Source: RefSeq, a predicted model, not a curated record
GAGCUCUCCCUCCACUAUCUGUUCAGCCCUCCACUUUCCUGCUGAACACAGACUGGACAAACAGAACUCAAGUGAGUGAGGAGUGUGGACAAAGGGAUGUGACUUUUUUUUUUUCAUUUGGACUUCAGCAUUUCUGUUUUCUUAUCUGAACUGGCAAUGUCUGAGAGCAUUGUGAGAAAGGUCCAGCCCUUCACCAUUGGGACAAGGCUGUCAGUCCCGGCUGUGCCAAAAUGCCAGGACUUUACACAGAGCUAUCUGCAGAGCCAGAGUCUGGAUAACUGCACUCUACAGCACAAUCUGAACUCUCUCUACCUCAGCCGGUCCCAGGUCUGCGCGCAUGGCCUCGUCUCACCCAUUGUCAAGCAGGUAGCCCCUGUGAGGCACAACCAGGAGGACAUGGCAGCUGAGGACCAGCUGAACCAGAAUGUCACCUCUCCCAACGCAGUCUCCAGAUCCAUCAAGAAGAUCACAAUCUCUGGGAGUAGAGACAGAUCAGAGAACAAGGUGUCAGCACAGCUCUCCAUCACAGGUUCCACAUCUGAAAACAACAAUAACAACAACAACGUCACCAGCACAUCAGAUCCACAUCUGCCCAGGAUUGUGGGUGUGAGCUGUGAGAAUAAGCCCAGUUCUCACUUCAAGGUUUUACUCAGAAAAGACAGCAGUGAUGACCUUCAGUCCACACAGGGACAAACCAGGCUGAAAGUGAACGGAGAGAGAUCCGUCCAACAGAUGUCAGUGCCUGAAUUGCAGAGGAAGGAGCCUCAGAGGAAAGAAAGUCAUCCAGACACUCAGAAUGAAGCGUCGGCUGCUGAUAUGUCCCAAACUGACUGCUUCACUCAGCGCAACUCGCUCUUCAACAAGGAAGUGCUGCAGGCAGAGGCCUGGAUCAAAGGCAAGCUGCAGGACUUGAAGGAUGGAUGUAAUAUUCAGCGCUGCCCCCUGCAGGACUGGGAGGAAGCCUCACAGACGCUCCAGAGAGACCUCAAAGACUUUGAGAACACCCUGAUUCAACUCAACCAGAUGGGUGAGCAGUUGAUCUGCAAGCUGAACCCAACUGCUGAUGUGGUAAAGAAGCAGCUCAGCCAGCUCAGGGACCAGUGGCAGACCCUGAAACAGACGGCCGCAAAUCAGACGAAGGCCCUGGGCGGAGCCAAAAACUUGCAGGAGUUCAACAGAAAAGUGGACAAGCUGGAGGCAUGGAUUAAAGAGAAGCAGGAAGAGGAGCAGUCUCUGGUGAAUGUCCUGGGGGAAAAUGUUGACAAAAUGCAGCUGACCAAGAGGAUUUUAGAUCUGAAACAGGAUGAGCAGCUAUACAGAAACCUCCACGAGGAGAUCAACCACUUGGCCCUAAAACUGGAGAAACAAGGGAAGACAGAUGGCAAAAACAUCUCCAGCAAGAGGAAACACAUCAAUAAAAUGUGGCUGAAGGCCCAGUCUCAUCUGAAAAACUACCAUGAAAAUCUUCAGCUGGCACUGGAGGUGUCGUCGUUCUACCAACAGGCUGAUAAUACGUUGUUUGCUAUUAAUACCAUGAGGAAAAGCAUAUCCACAUCCAAAGAGCUGGACAGCUUCGGAGAUAGAGAGAUUCGCGACAUUGCCAGUCAAAUCAUGAUGUUAGAUGUGAACGUGUCCCAGGUGUCUAAUCUCCAUCCUGCCCUGGCCGCUGGCGUCACACAGAAGCAAACCCAGGUGAAGGACUGCUGGGCGCUUCUUCAGAAGGUUUUCAGGAGUGACAGGACCACACUCUCCCCCUCCGGCCCUGCUUUCACCAGGGAAGAUGCUGACCCCCUGACACCAGGCCGAGAACCCCAGUGCAACGUGGGAACGGAGACGCAGAGGAUCAUGGGAAAGGAGGUGAAGGAGGAGCAGAAUCGCCUGAAAGGCUGCGUGAGUACUGUUGAAUGUGGGUUUGGUAGGAGGACACCGAGCAACCAAAGCCAGGAGCAGCAAUCAGUGAACCACACCUCUUCACCCACGGGAGACGGCCCUGCCUGUGCAAAUGAUGUCAUCGUCCGACAUCAAUUGAAGGCGGAAAGUAGGAAGCCCAGAGCAGAGCCCAAGCUUGCCACCACCCCGCGAGGCCACCCACAACUUCACACACAGCUCCAGAAGUUCACCGUGUCUGCUGACAAGACUUUGUCCUGGCUGAAAGACAAUGUGUCCAUGGCCACACAGGUGUGUUCAAUAGCCAGCUUUGAGGGGCCGGAGGCAGCCAGGAGGUGUCAACACGCUCUAGAACAAGAAAUUCUCACCAACAGGGCCAGGAUAGAGGUGGUCAAACGGGAGGGCCGCGGGCUGGUCCGUGCACAGCACCCAGGCAGCGCCAAGAUAGAAGAGUUCCUGGGCCAGCUGGAGGUCCUGUGGGAAGAGCUGCGGAGGAGGCACCAGAGGAAUGCCGCAUUUCUGCAGGCCUCAGAGGAGCUGGGCUUUAGGGUUGUAAAAGUGCUCCAAGCCCUGGGCAGCCUGGAGGCCUGGCUGGAGUCCGUGGAGCUUUCCAUGAAGGAAUCUGCUCUCACCGGUGACCCCGAAACAAUGAGCAUGGCUGAGAGGGAGAGCUGUCUGAUGGAGAGAGAGGUUGCAGCACGCAGCCUGGAGCUCAGCGCUCUGAGGCAGGAGGUGGACCGCCUCCACAGCCACAGUCACCCACACACACGAGGCCUGCCAGCACGCAUGGAGGAGGUGGAAAGAAAGUACCGCCGUGUCCAGAGUGCCCUGACUCAGCAGAGCUCUGAGCUGCAGGACACACGGAUGCUGACUGAGUUCCUGGAGCGCGUGGAGCUGGAGGAGAGUGAAGAGCUCACGGGUAGUCAGUACAGCCUGGGCCAGCCUCUUCACAGUGAGAUUUCCUCUGCUCCUACAUUGCUGGGACUCCAAAGCAGUGGUGGUGGUGAGCCCCUGAUAGAAAGCAUGGGCGACCCUGUGGAGGAGCUGCGAGAGGCUGUGGAGAUGCUAAAUGACACUGUUAGGGAACGAGGCCGAUCGCAGAGCCAUGACCAGGCCAUCCAGGAGCUGCUGAGCAAGCACGCCAGCCUGGCGGUACAUGUGGAGGAGUGCUUGUGCUGCAGCAAGGAGCUGAGCCUGGACAUCCUGGAGAAGGAGACAGACAUGGCCGUCCAGUGUGAGCCAGACCGCUGCGGCCUCGAGGCUCUGCAGGAGAAGCAGGACCACCUGGAGAUUGACUAUGAAGUCAUCAGGGAGGAGGUUAAGGAGCUGGAGAAGCAGACUUCUCGCCUGGAGGAGCUGUGCCCGGAGAGAGUGCAUGUACUCGGGGCAAAAAUCCAAGCUAUGCUGCAGGGCUGGACCGAGCUGGGGAAGAGUGUGACAGAGAACAAAUCACGUCUGCAAGAGUUUGUGCAGCUCCAGGACUUCUUCAGGAGCUACCUCGCCAUGAUCUCAUGGACAGAAGACACCAGGUCACACAUUUUCUCAGAUACCGCCUUACAUUUUGGGAAAGAUGGCCAGAGGCCACUGGCUGCAGAGCUGGACAUGCAGAUUGAGCAAAAGUUUGGGGAGUUUGAUGAGCUGGCGAAUACGGGAAGGAACCUUUUAGACAAAGAACACCACCUCACACAGAUGGUAAAAGAGCGCAUGGAGGAACUGAGGAGUAUGCUUGGGUGGAUUUUAGUGCACUGGAGGGCCCAGAAACAACAGUGGCUUCACAAGAAGAGCAGACAGGAGUCCUCACAAGAUAACAUUUAUUCUGAGGCCACAAUGUGCUCUCCAUCUUCAGAGAGUUCAACUCCUGAGCUAGAGGCCCACCAGUCCCACCAGUCCCACCAGUCCCAGGUGAUCACUGCCGAUGAAGACAAAUCAAAGGCAGGGGGAGACAGCCGGCCCUCAUCCCUGCCGCCAACCCAAGCUGAGCAGCAGGAGGAGAAGCAGUUAGAGGAUGGGUAUGAGGUCAUGAACAGCAUUGGACCACGGGGCGGUGAGGCCACCUCCUCGGAGUCUCCCAAACCCUCUAUCGUGGUUCUCAAAGAUCCCAGCAGCCCCGCUUUAGGGGGAACAGUCAACCUCAUUCUUAGCUUUGGGGGACAGGGGGACAGCCAGGUUCAGGUGCUCGACCCGCCUGCUAGGACGGAUGAGGUAGUGGAGGAGACCUCUGAGCCUGUCCACAGGGUAAGUACCUACUUGCAUGUCAAGGAUAACAACCUGGCUGUGGCCCCUGUGUAUGAGAGUAUCACCCUGCCUCGCCAAAAGAGCCACUCUGCAGCCUCACCUGCUUUCUCGCCGUCCUCCUCCUCUUCGCCGCCGUCCUCAGCACCAGCACCUCAGACGGCCAACGUAAGCUUCCACCCUUCAGCAGGGAGCGGCUCCAUCUUUAGCAGCCUUAAGAGAAUAGGCAAGAAGAGAAAGAGGAAGAGGGAUGCUCGCAGACACACGAUCCAGAAAAUCAUGGGUGUGGAGGAGCAAACAGAAGGGAUGCCUCAGCAUGGCAGUGAGACGAUCACGUAUGACACACAUACAUGGCCCCUGAAAGAAGGCAGGAGGAAGAAGAGUUCACCACAGAGUGGGGAUGGAGUAGAAGCCUAUAUGAAAAACCCCCUCCUGAAGGAUAUUGAUACAGAGUGUUCAGGAGAAUACAGCAUUAUUCCGUAUGCUGAAUCAGGGGGGCCAACCACAAAUCACACAAGAAGCCACUGCAGAUUCCUCUCUUUGGGCUCCGUGCUGAGCUUUGACCUACCUAAGGACAUGACUCUCAUCCCCAGCAUUCAGGACAUCAUCACCAUUGCCCCUCCAGAGUCCAAAAAAGGAGCAGGGACUGAUCCGGACCCCCACUCCCAGAGACUAUCAGCCCUGAGCUCUUUCAAACAGACUCGACCCACUCCUGCCGUCAUACGCAAUUCAGCAGAAAUCAGCUCUCCUGAAACUUCGAUGGUCGUACUGAAAGAUCUGCCUGAUGUGGACAGGAGUUCCCAACCAGCACCUCCUCCUUCUCCGGGAGACGAUGAGGAUCAGACUGUGCCAUGUAACGACCUGUCUGAAACUCAGUUCAUUCGGCAUGAGGAUGCAGAGCAGGAGUGGGACAAAAUGUCGCCAGAGGUCAAAACCAGCACAGCUAAAAGAGAUGGGACCGACCAGCCUUCCCAGCUGCCUAUUUAUGUAAACCAAACCCAGAAUACAGCUGUACAUAAACACAAAUGCCCCAGCGUCCACACGCUCAUCCGAGACCUAAAUGGACACCAGUACCAUAAAUGUGCAAGACACCAGUGUGCGUGUGAAGACAGUCCUGGACUUCACUCUUUGAGCCAAGCUUCUCACAUGGUGGUGAAUCUGAAGUCGACAGUGAGUGUGAGUGUUCGUCAGGACUCUGUUGACUCUGGGAUCUCCACCUCCAGCAGUAUCAAGCUUUGCACCGAUGCUCCGUGUGCAGAUAACCCGCAGCCCAAGGGCAUGGUGGGGAGGCUCAUGUCCUUUGAGGUGGGAGGUAUAGACUGCGCUAAAACAAAGGAGGACACUGUAAAAUCAUCAAGUCCAUCAGCAGACCUAGCAGAGCCAGAAACAGAGCCUGUCCGCCUCGAUCACCAGCAGUUUGAGGAGGAAGAGGAAGAACUGGAGGACAUCUGGAACCAAACAACUAACUACAGACAGAGCAUCUGCUCCGACAUCAUGUACCAGCCCAACCAGGGAGAGUCUGAACCUUCAGAGCAAUCCAAAGAGCCCCUGUCCCGCUCACCUUCACCCAAGACCCCAGCUGUGCUCUACAGAAACCUGGUCACAGCCUCAGCACCCAACCUCCUCGUGGCCGAGUUCAAACUGCCCCCCUAUCUUCAGAGCUUGCUGGGUUAUGACAAGGAGCCAAAAGGUCACCUCCCCCCUCUGGCCACAGGAGACAGGAGGUCCUGGGCGGCCUUUCCUAACAGGGAAUCAGCCAGCAAGACCUCAGUGACAGUGAACGAGACGGCAUCAGAUCCAGUGAAGCUGCCAGAUGUGGGGGACAAUCAGAGAUAUAUUUAUCAAUACAGAGAGGAUGAGGAGGAGGAGGAGGAGGAGGAGGAAGCAAAGGUGGGGGAGGAGGUGGAUGAGCACGGUAGUUCGAAGGACCAGUCAAUGAGUCUACUGUCAGUUCAUUUGGGUUUGGAUGGUGUCUGUCAGCAAAGAAAAGCCUCUCACAGCCUGGACGACACCGAGAAGCAGGAAGAAUCAGCAGCCACACGAGGGCGCUGCAUCACCCUGAGUGGAAGGCCUGAGCUGCAAUCUAUGGAGGGAACGCUCGAGAGGAAGCACAAGCUUCAGCUGGGAGGAAAGAAAGCUGCCUCCAGAGGCUGGAACUCGUACCAUGCCGUCCUAUAUAGACACACCUUGUGCUUCUACCAGGAUAGAAAGGAUACACUGAGGAGCUCUGCAUGCGGCCUGCCACUGAACCUCAUGGGAGCUGAGUGUUCACCUGCGCCAGACUACACUAAAAAACCCAACUGCUUUCGACUACAGCUCCGUGAUGGAUCUGAAUAUCUGCUCAAUGCCUCCUCACGCUUUAUGAUGAGGAAAUGGAUGAUGAAAAUACAAGCAAACACAGGUCGGAGUGAGUCAAUGUCUUCAUUACCAAGUGUCCCAGUGGAUCAAGACCUCCCCAUUUCCUUAAAGCCCUUUCUCUGCUCCGAUUGUCAUGGCCUCACCAAAUGCCACUGCUCCUCCUCCCACCAAGAUGUCACCUCCACGUUCCCAAGGCGCAAACUGCCAGGUUCUGCCCAAACCAAAGAGAUCAUUGUUCUCACUAGGGAGUUCAGUCACUUGCCGCAGAGUCAUUUAAGGAGUGUGGAUGAGCAGUCGACAAUGUCAUCGUCAGAUGGAGGCUGCUGUGAUGAAGAUGAAGACAGUUUAAAGCAGACAGUGACUCACAGACUGUCUGGAGCAUCCAGAGUCAACACCUCUCCCUCCCCUCACUCCCCUGUCUCCAGCAGUCAGGAUUGGCUAAGCAACAAGCGUCGCUCCCACUCCUUCACAUCAGCAACAUUUCAGAAGAUCAAACCUAUGUCACACACCCCUGGUGGAAGAGGCUCCAACUACUGUGUGACUCUUGUUGUUGGAGACAAGUCAUCAGACAGUGCGUCCAUAAGCAGGCGCUCAGAGCCCCCGCUGCUGGCUUCGGCCGGAUGGCAGCACGACACCCAUCAGGACUUGGCUCUGAGGAGCUACGUCAGCCUGCCACGACCACGCAACAAGUCUGUCUUCAAAAAGUUCUUUGGGAAAAGGGACCUCUGAGUUUAAAAAAAUGAUUUUACUAAUAAAGUGUUUAUAAAAAGUUUCCAAUGUGCAGUGCACAUAAAACCAAAAAAAAAAAGAGAGAAAAAAGAAAUGCUACUACUGACUAUAUUUAUGAGCGGAAGAGCUACCAUGGUUUUAUUUUUGAUGUGUUUUAUAGAAAUCACUUCAAGUCUUUUUUUUAAAAAGUACAUUUUAUGAGUGUUUAUAUUCUUUUUUCCUUAUUUUUCUUGUCAAGUGAAAGGAACAAUACUGCGUGAGUGUGCACUGUGUAGUUGUAGAUUUGAUGGAUUGAAAAACCAUAUUUUCUUGCCAGCUUAAUGUCAUAUUUUAGUUUUAUUUUUUUGAUUUUUGUGUAAUUGGUUUAACAGCCUCUGUAUAAAGACACCUAGAAGCUCUGUGGAGAAUCAGCUUAGAAACCAAAAUUCAGGAAAUAAUCACAAUGAUAUUGGAAUCAGUUAUGACCAAGUAUUAUCCUCAGCUCAUGACCUUUACUUCACAUGUACAAUGUGUGGUGCACCAAAACAUUGUCUUCAUACUAAAACGAGCAGUUUGAUACUGCUUGAGCUUGUUUGAUAUUAACACUUUUCAAACACUAAUUGCAGCAAAGGCUAUUCAUAAUAAAACAUUAAA